This is a messenger RNA of Solea senegalensis (Senegalese sole), 1555 nucleotides long. It is a transcript of the gene rpusd1, whose product is annotated as RNA pseudouridine synthase domain containing 1. The transcript has 6 exons. The coding region runs from base 184 to 1104 and encodes 306 amino acids. Lineage: Eukaryota; Metazoa; Chordata; Actinopteri; Pleuronectiformes; Soleidae. Gene Ontology annotation, molecular function: pseudouridine synthase activity; RNA binding. Gene Ontology annotation, biological process: pseudouridine synthesis. The record is from RefSeq and is a predicted model, not a curated record.
GCAUGUAUUUGACGUAAAUGUGAACUUUCUGCACGUGAAAAAUAUACCGUACAUUAGUCAUGUCUGCUGUUAGCGUACAGCAGCUGGCAAAGACGUGAUGAUGCUAACAGGCUAGCGUUAGCCUGGUUGGCUCAGACCUACAGGGCAACGCUGCAGGGGUUGUGUAGUCCAACACAGCACACAAUGACCACAGAGCCUGCUGACGUGGAGAGCCUGCAUGUGCUGUACCAGAGCGAUGACUACAUUGUGGUGGACAAGCACUGGGACAUCCGCAUUGACAGCAAAAUGUUCUACGAGAAACAGACCGUGCAGGCUCAACUUCGACACCGCUUCCCUCAGUUGGCAGACCCUAGCACUUACUAUGGAUUUAGGUUCUGUCAUCAGUUGGAUUUCUCCACCAGUGGGGCUCUUUGUGUGGCUCUCAAUAAGGCAGCUGCCGGCCGGGCCUACCGUUGUUUCAAGGACCGCACUGUCACCAAACUUUACCUCGCCCUGAUCCGUGGCUGGGUGGAAAACCAGACACAAACUCUGGACUUCUCGAUCGGCAAGAACUCCUCAGAAGGAAAAACACAUAUGAUGUGUGUUAAAGGAACAGAAGGCUGUGAAAACCCUAAGUCUUGUCAAACUGAGCUGACGGUGUUGGAGUAUGGGCUUUAUGAUGGAGAUCUUGUCACCAAGGUGCUACUGCAGCCACACACAGGUCGAACUCAUCAGUUAAGGGUCCACUGCAGUGCAAUCGGCCAUACCAUUGUUGGAGACUUCACUUACAGCUCAGGAACGGACGACUCCCCGUACCGCAUGAUGCUGCAUGCCCACCUCCUCCACAUUCCCUUGGAUCCUCAGCCCUUGCUUGUCUCAGCUGGAGACCCCUUUCUCCCCACAGUGGAUCCCAAGUGGAUCCCGCAGCGCUCAUUACGAACUGUGACAGCCACUGUGGAGGCCCUGCUGGAGCGCAGGGUGGAGGAAGACAGGAAGAUUAAAGAGGAGGCAAAAGAGAGAAGCAGAAGAGUGGAGGAGGAAAGGAUGAAACUAAGGACUGAGGAGGAAAGCGACGAGCACAUGAGGCUGUGUCAAGAGUGGCUGAAUGAACGGGCUGGAGACUGAUGGAAUCAUUUUAUAUCUUAAUUUAUUUUAGCUGUUUACUUAUGGGCCACACGGCAGCUAGCAUUGUUGCCUCACAGCAAGAAGGUCACCGGUUUGAAUCCCAGUUUGACUGAGGGCCUUUCUGUCUUUCUUUGCGUGUUCUGCAGACUGCAAAUAUGUUUGCAUGCAGACAGUACAAUGCUGACACUUAGUGAAUUGUAGACUACAAUGCAAGUCAUUAGGUGUGAUGCAAUUUGGCAACGCUGUUAUUCCGUGCCGUGUCACACGAUAAUCAUUCGGUUUGUGUGUAGAGAAAAAUCCAAAGAAGAGGAAUCAGAUCCCACACAUUCAUUAUACCUCCACAUGCUGGCAUUGUGUUUAUGUUUUGACUACAUUGUAUUUGACUGUCGAACUAAUGUAUGUCUUUUCAAAACGGUGGUCAGAUAAUUUUACAUUAAAAGAUCUAAGUUCA